Polypterus senegalus (gray bichir) is the source of this 1788-nucleotide messenger RNA. RefSeq names its product E3 ubiquitin/ISG15 ligase TRIM25-like. NCBI's taxonomy places the organism in Eukaryota, Metazoa, Chordata, Cladistia, Polypteriformes, Polypteridae. Gene Ontology annotation, molecular function: zinc ion binding. The record is from RefSeq and is a predicted model, not a curated record. The transcript has 6 exons. The coding region runs from base 43 to 1245 and encodes 400 amino acids.
UGUCUGACUAAUUCUCUUUGCCUGUUUCCCCUCUGACUGACGAUGGCCAAAGCCCAGUUGUUUGUAUCACAGGACGAGUUCACUUGCUCAGUGUGUCUAGAGAUUCUCACUGACCCCGUCACCAUCCCCUGUGGCCACAGUUUCUGUCUGAAGUGCCUCACUGACUGCUGGGAUCAAAGCCAAGUGUGCAGCUGUCCUCAGUGCAGAGAGACCUUCAUGCCAAGGCCUGAGCUACGAAGAAGCACUGUGCUGAAUGAAGUCAUCAAGAAAUUAAAGAAGACGGCAAACAAUCCUCCUCCUCUUCCUCAGUCUCAGAAUUAUGCAAGCCCUGGAGACGUGGAGUGUGACUUCUGCACUGGGAAUAAAUUUAGAGCAGUGAAGUCUUGUCUGACUUGUAUGGCCUCUUACUGUCAGACUCACCUUCAGCCUCACUAUGAAGUAGCUGCCUGGAAGGACCACAAGCUGACUGAUCCUGAUGGAAAUCUCGAGGAGAAACUCUGUGCAAAACAUCUGAAAAGCUUGGAAAUAUUUUGCAAAACCGAUGAGAUCUGUAUCUGCUUGAUGUGCAUGGUGACUGGACAUAAAGAUCAUGACAUAGUGGAGCUGGAGACAGAAAGAGAAAGAAAACAGAAACAGUUGGAGGCGACACUGAGUGACAUCACAAGGAGACUUGAGGAGAGAGAGAAGACACUGGAGGAGACAAGAAGGGCGAUGGAGCAGAUGAGGAUCUCUUUUGCAAGAGAAGUAGAAGAAAAUGACAAAAGCUUCAAUGAUCUUAUUAACUGCAUUAUGGAAACCCACAGUAAAUUGACUGAGAGGAUCAGAGAACAAGAGAAGAGGGAACUGGAGAAGGCUGAAGGAAUUAUGAAGGGACUGGAGAAAGAGAUUGUGGAACUAAAGAGGAGAGAGGCUGAGCUUCACAAGCUGUCAGAAACCAAGGACCACAUCCACUUUCUGCAGAUUUUCUUGUCUUGCUGUAACCUUCCUCCUGAUAAUGGAAACUUCCUCAACUUCACUGUCACUGCUGAUUUUUCUUCUGAGGACCUGAGAAAGGAGCUGUCAUGUCUGAAGAAGAGUGUGGAGAAGGUCAGCCAGUGGGACAUCAUGUCAAGGACUCUAUCAGUUAGGAGAGUGGUGCCACUAAGGACCAAGCAGAUGACUUUUGGAGGGAGACGGACGACAUCAACAAUAAGAAAAGGUUUUGUCACAGUAACCUGCCCUCCCACUGGCAGAUUCUCUGUCUGAGACUAAUAUAAAUAUUGAAGUAAAAAGCAAAUAAGUGGCAUAAGAAUUGGCAUGAAAUAAUAGAGGAAAGAAAGAAUCCAGAGCAUCUGGGUGAAGACUGAGAUUAGGAUUGACUUUCUUCUCAGCCUCUGCCGCCACACAACCCUUCUGCCCUAGAAAUGGUGGGGGAACUGGAGUCAAUUAAGUGCAACCUUUUCAAGAAAAGAGGGCUUGAGGCACUGCUGAACUGCUUUAUCUGAUAGGAGAGUCCCCGAGCGUAAGCAUGCAGGGAUGAAAAAUGAGGGUCUGAGUCCCUCUGAACCAUGCAAGGGUUCAAAACCCUCAAAGGGGUCAAGAAGCUGUUAUUCUUACGUGAAGUGUCUACAACAACUGGACUUUGAUUGGAUUGGAUUGGAUUGGAGAUUGGAGCUUGGAGGCUUGAAGAAACAUACUGAUUUGUUGACUUCAUCGUUGCAAACAAGAAAGAAUUGUUGAGAGUUGCUGAGACUUGUUGUUUUCUGUGGUGUGGGAGUAAAUUAAAAAAAUAAAUUUUGCUCCUAUAAA